UUAGCCCCUCCCGCGAAAGGAAGGCGCCUUCUUGGUUGCUGAGUUGGUGUCCGCCGGUUGCGGGGAAGUAACUGCUGCUGCUGCAUCAUGGCGUCCGUGGGGACCCUCGCCUUCGAUGAAUAUGGACGCCCUUUCCUCAUCAUCAAGGAUCAGGACCGCAAGUCUCGUCUUAUGGGCCUUGAGGCCCUCAAGUCUCACAUAAUGGCUGCAAAGGCUGUGGCAAAUACAAUGAGAACAUCACUUGGACCAAAUGGGCUUGAUAAGAUGAUGGUGGACAAAGAUGGUGAUGUGACCGUAACCAAUGAUGGGGCCACCAUUUUAAGCAUGAUGGAUGUUGACCAUCAGAUUGCCAAGCUGAUGGUUGAACUCUCCAAGUCCCAGGACGAUGAAAUUGGAGAUGGAACCACAGGAGUGGUCGUCCUGGCUGGAGCCUUGUUAGAAGAGGCUGAGCAGUUGCUGGACCGCGGCAUUCACCCAAUCAGAAUAGCCGACGGCUAUGAGCAGGCCGCCCGCAUCGCCAUCGAGCACCUGGACAAGAUCAGCGACAGUGUUCUCGUGGACCUGAAGGACACAGAGCCUCUGAUUCAGACAGCAAAGACCACACUAGGCUCCAAAGUGGUUAACAGCUGUCACCGACAAAUGGCCGAGAUUGCUGUGAAUGCUGUCCUCACGGUGGCAGACAUGCAGAGGAGGGACGUUGACUUUGAACUCAUCAAAGUAGAAGGCAAAGUGGGAGGGAGGCUGGAGGACACUAAACUUAUUAAGGGUGUAAUCGUGGAUAAGGAUUUCAGUCACCCACAGAUGCCAAAAAAAGUGGAAAAUGCAAAGAUUGCAAUUCUCACAUGUCCGUUUGAACCACCUAAACCAAAGACGAAGCAUAAGCUUGAUGUGACCUCUGUAGAAGAUUAUAAAGCCCUUCAGAAAUAUGAAAAGGAAAAGUUUGAAGAGAUGAUUCAACAAAUUAAAGAAACUGGUGCUAACCUAGCUAUUUGCCAGUGGGGCUUUGAUGAUGAAGCAAAUCAUUUACUUCUUCAGAAUAACUUGCCUGCAGUUCGUUGGGUUGGAGGACCUGAAAUUGAGUUGAUUGCUAUUGCAACCGGAGGACGGAUUGUUCCGCGAUUUUCUGAACUCACAGCUGAGAAGCUGGGUUUUGCUGGUCUUGUAAAAGAGAUAUCAUUUGGGACCACUAAAGACAAAAUGCUGGUCAUCGAGCAGUGUAAGAACUCCAGGGCUGUGACCAUUUUCAUUCGAGGAGGAAACAAGAUGAUCAUCGAGGAAGCAAAACGAUCCCUUCACGAUGCUCUGUGUGUCAUCCGGAACCUCAUUCGUGACAACCGUGUCGUGUACGGGGGCGGUGCUGCUGAGAUCUCCUGUGCUUUGGCGGUCAGCCAAGAGGCAGAUAAGUGCCCAACCCUGGAGCAGUAUGCCAUGAGAGCCUUCGCCGACGCACUGGAAGCCAUCCCCAUGGCCCUGUCUGAAAACAGCGGCAUGAAUCCCAUUCAGACCAUGACCAGUGUCCGAGCCAGACAAGUGAAGGAGGAGAACCCUGCUCUUGGCAUCGACUGUUUGCAUAAGGGCACAAAUGAUAUGAAGCAACAACAUGUCAUAGAAACCUUGAUUGGCAAAAAGCAACAGAUAUCUCUUGCAACACAAAUGGUUAGAAUGAUUUUGAAGAUUGAUGACAUCCGUAAACCUGGAGAAUCUGAAGAAUAAGGAAAAAACUUAGAAUAAAAUGUAGUCGUAAGAUCUGUGGUUAAAUAAAGGGGUGUCUUGUGAUGCAUCUACAGCUAUUUAUUAUUUCCUUUUUCAGACACUGUAAAUGCUCGAAUAAAAAUAGCUGUUUGGUAACUAUA
Molecule: messenger RNA, 1853 nt
Organism: Choloepus didactylus (southern two-toed sloth)
Lineage: Eukaryota; Metazoa; Chordata; Mammalia; Pilosa; Megalonychidae
Gene: CCT5
Product: chaperonin containing TCP1 subunit 5
Exons: 11
Coding region: 88-1713 (541 amino acids)
Biological process (GO): protein folding
Cellular component (GO): chaperonin-containing T-complex
Molecular function (GO): ATP-dependent protein folding chaperone; ATP hydrolysis activity; ATP binding
Source: RefSeq, a predicted model, not a curated record